Protopolystoma xenopodis is the source of this 456-nucleotide messenger RNA. Lineage: Eukaryota; Metazoa; Platyhelminthes; Monogenea; Polystomatidea; Polystomatidae. The record is from the annotation of a GenBank genome assembly.
AUGUUCAUCCAGCCAGUGCAUUGGUUCUUCGUGAGGCGUGAACUUGUGUCCGUUGCUAACGGCCAAGACAAGAGUGUGUGUAUCAUUCGCGUUAUGGCCCCUUUUCUACCGGACUCUCCAAGAGCGGCGCACGUGUUCAAGAGCUUCUUUUGCUUUUGUGCAACCUCCAGUUGGCCCAAUUCAUCAGCAUUCUUGCCUUUUUACCAGCCUCACCUCAAAAGAGGCUUCCAGCCACUGUUUCUCGGGCUCAAGAGACUACGAGCUGCCGACCAGGCAGAGAUCACCGCCACCGGUUACGCCGUCUGGACAGGGGGCUGUAGUUUUCGGUUGCCAUGGCAAAAUUUUCGAAUAAAAAAUGACAACCACACCUCGCCGGGGUUGUUACGACGAAGCAUAAUGAGAAGAACAAAGCAGAAGACACUUGGUUACUUCGUCGUCGAUUCCGCCCUCUUCUGA